AUGCUCGAGCUUCCGCCUGAGAAAAAGGGCUUCACGGACGUCACCCUGUGCAUCAUAACAUGUUUCAUGAUCAAGGAGAUGCAUUUAUCGCCACAGCCCUUGAACCCAGUCACCUCGUCAGAAGACCGAGAAGACCCGAUCAAGUCCCUAGGGAAAACUCCCCACGAACAAUAUCUCAACCAUUUCAACCUGGGGAUUCCAAUCCAUUGGGUAUCAGCCACAAUCAUUCGCCUUCAAUUAUCGAAGUCAUGGGUCUCGGUGCAUUCGCAACUUUCAUCCUCAGACCUAGGCGAGCCGCAAUCACAAUACAAAGAUUCGGUGUUUCGCACUGCUAUUGAACUUAUCGAAUUCGCAUACUUCCUGCAGACCAAUAAUUUAUCCCGCACAAUGGGGCUGGCUCUGCAGGAGUUACAAGCAAACGGAGACUAUUUCUUACAUUCUCGACGAGUUAAACUCUCGCCCACCCGGCCCUGGGACGGAUCGUGCCUGGGAAGUGGUGACCAAAACAACUUCCCUGUGGAGACAAAGUCCCCCAGACACAGAUAG
Penicillium expansum is the source of this 546-nucleotide messenger RNA. RefSeq lists its product as uncharacterized. Lineage: Eukaryota; Fungi; Ascomycota; Eurotiomycetes; Eurotiales; Aspergillaceae. The transcript has a single exon. Bases 1 to 546 code for a protein of 181 amino acids. The record is from RefSeq and is a predicted model, not a curated record.